AUGUCGUCGGCCUCCGUUCGAACCGGGCAAGCGGCAUUUUAUAUCGGCGGGUCUAGCACUGACUUUCCUGGAUUUGCUCAACUCAUACUGGACACAGCCUUCCCGGCCCUAACCCUCUUUGUGCUGGUAUCCAUUUGUCCAGACUCACCCUGGUGGCCAGCUGUCACGAAGAGAGGGUGUCCACGCUUCCUUGGAAUAACGGACUCAUGCUGUUGA
Molecule: messenger RNA, 216 nt
Organism: Heterobasidion irregulare TC 32-1
Lineage: Eukaryota; Fungi; Basidiomycota; Agaricomycetes; Russulales; Bondarzewiaceae
Exons: 2
Coding region: 1-216 (71 amino acids)
Source: RefSeq, a predicted model, not a curated record